AUGGCGCAGUUCCCUGUACCACAGCUGUACAAGUCCAAGACAUCGCGAGGCAAAUCCGUGGACUUCAUCGUGUUUGGGUUUCCGCUCUGCAACAACUACCUACUGGAUUUUGCCGACGCACACAAGCUUCUAGUCGACGAGCAGGAUCCAUGGCGACGUCGACUCAACGUCUAUGUACAGCUGGCAUGGACUGUUAAAAAGCAAUUCGAUGCCGUGUGCGUUGACCUCUCUGAAAAAGAAGAUGGCUCUGGUGACAAUGCGUCGUUCUGUGUUGCCAUUACGUCGAACAGGACGCAGAGGCACCUGAGUCGCAUGCAAACCUAUCCGCAUUUCGAAAAGCUUACCAAGUUCUUGUGUCUAUCUCCUGAAGCAGCGGGUUGGAUGUUUCCAGACCGAGCUGAUGCUAACGAGCUCAUCAAGGAUGGUAUCAAGGUUAUUUAG
Cyclocybe aegerita is the source of this 441-nucleotide messenger RNA. NCBI's taxonomy places the organism in Eukaryota, Fungi, Basidiomycota, Agaricomycetes, Agaricales, Hemipholiotaceae. The record is from the annotation of a GenBank genome assembly.